Hyposmocoma kahamanoa is the source of this 971-nucleotide messenger RNA. Its product is annotated as alpha-tocopherol transfer protein-like. The transcript is spliced from 7 exons. The coding region runs from base 25 to 963 and encodes 312 amino acids. Gene Ontology annotation, cellular component: membrane. The record is from RefSeq and is a predicted model, not a curated record. Lineage: Eukaryota; Metazoa; Arthropoda; Insecta; Lepidoptera; Cosmopterigidae. Gene Ontology annotation, molecular function: phosphatidylinositol bisphosphate binding.
AUUAUUUUGCUAUACUGUGAAAUAAUGACUAUACGUCCGCUACCAUCGGUGUUAGCAGAAAGAGCUAAAAAUGAAUUAAACGAAGAUCCAAAUCGAUUGAAGAAUGAUUUGCAAAGUCUGAAAGACUGGAUUGCUAAGCAACCGCAUCUACGCGCCAGAACAGACGAUCAAUGGCUAUUAGCAUUUCUGCGUGGUUGCAAAUUCAGUUUGGAAAGGGUCAAGGAAAAAAUCGACCUAUAUUAUUCCUGCAGGAGCACAGCGCCUGAUUUCUAUAGGACCAUACAUACAGACCCGAAGUUUAACGAAAUCCUGGAAAUGGGGGUUAUUCUCAUUCUGCCAAAUUUCAAAACAGGUGCUGCGUCGGCCUACGAACCACUAGUGACUAUUGUACGACCUGGAGCCUAUGAUCCUGACAAAUAUUCCAUCACAGAUAUUAUUUCUGUAUCCCAUGUUCUUACUAAAAUUGUGUUGAUGGAGUGUGACAACGCCACUAUAACAGGUACACAAGGUGUUCUUGAUUUAGACGGAGUGACUAUUGGACAUUUCGUGCAGAUGACACCUUCAGUCAUAAAGAAAAUGGUUGUCACUACACAGGAGUCGCUCCCAUUCCGAGUGAAAGGCAACCACUACUUGAACACACCUGCAGGAUUUGAAAUCAUUUUCAAUGCAAUUAAAUCUCUUUUAAGCGAGAAAAACCAGAAUAGAUUAUACGUUCACAAUAAAAACUAUGAAGAAAUGUACAAAUAUAUCCCAAAGGACGUAUUGCCCGCUGAAUACGGAGGAAACGGUGGUACCAUAAAAGAGAUUAUAGAAUGUUGGAAGGAAAAGGUUCAAGAAUACAGUUCAUGGUUGGAAGAAGACGAGAAAUAUGGUACAGACGAGCCUUUGAGGCCAGGAAAACCUAAAACAGCUGAAGACAUGUUUGGCGUUGAAGGAUCUUUCCGAUUACUCCAGGUGGAUUAGCUAGUGUU